Messenger RNA from Effrenium voratum, 1392 nucleotides. NCBI's taxonomy places the organism in Eukaryota, Dinophyceae, Suessiales, Symbiodiniaceae. The record is from the annotation of a GenBank genome assembly.
AUGUGGAAGAUGGCAGCGCGGCUGCUGCUGAGCGCCGCAAUCUUCGCCGGGUUUUUGGGCCUGCAAAGGUCCUUCCUGACCAUCGACUCCCGGCCAAGGGAGACGCCUGUGACGCCCACGCCGGCCUUGCGGGGCCCGUCCUUCGCGCAGGGCCCGGCGGCUGCGCGAGACACGGCCUCCUCAUGGACAACGGCUCUGCCGGCGCUGCUGGCGGUUGGGGCUGUGGUCGCCAUGGCGUCGCGGGCUCGUGAUGAGACAUGCACUACAAUGUAUGGCGGGCAUGACAAGAAAACCUUUAGGGGCAAGUUGCACGCCCACACCUUCGGCAAGUAUCGGCUCCGCAAGAACAAGGCGCGCCGGAUCCAGAAGAUUAAGAAUGGCACCUUCGACCCAGAGAAGGUGAUACAGAGGGGCCAGCCGGAGCCAGAGCACCCUUGGGACACAGACAACCUGCUAGAGAAUCCCAUCUACUACGCUCCGGACUACGUGAAGGAGGUGAUGUACCAGUACUGGGACGAGCAAAAUGAGUCGAUGCGGGCAAAGUACAAGGAGUACAUGGGCAUCAAGGGCAACCAGAGGUUCUUCAAAAACUGGACACCUCCUGGUGAAGAACCCAAGACUCCGCCGCCAGCACCAUCUUCGCCCAAGGGCCCAUCGUCACCCAAGGGUUCAUCGCCGGAUCAGGAGCCAAAACCGGCAGACAAGCCACCCAAAGCAGAGGCGCCAAAAGCAGAGGAGAAGAAGCCUGCGCCCAAGAAGGAGAAGAAGCCAGAGCCGAAGGCAGAGGAGAAGAAGCCGGAGCCUGAGCCCAAGAAGGAGAAGAAGCCGGAGCCCAAGAAGGAGAAGGCACCAGAGCCAAAGGCCGAGGAGAAGAAGCCAGAGCCAAAGGCAGAGGAGAAGAAGCCGGAGCCCAAGAAGGAGAAGGCACCAGAGCCGAAGGCAGAGGAGAAGAAGCCAGAGCCAAAGGCCGAGGAGAAGAAGCCGGAGCCUGAGCCCAAGAAGGAGAAGGCACCAGAGCCAAAGGCAGAGGAGAAGAAGCACCAGAGCCAAAGGCAGAGGAGAAGAAGCCGGAGCCUGAGCCCAAGAAGGAGAAGGCACCAGAGCCAAAGGCAGAGGAGAAGAAGCCGGAGCCUGAGCCCAAGAAGGAGAAGGCACCAGAGCCAAAGGCAGAGGAGAAGAAGCCGGAGCCUGAGCCCAAGAAGGAGAAGGCACCAGAGCCAAAGGCAGAGGAGAAGAAGCCGGAGCCUGAGCCCAAGAAGGAGAAGGCACCAGAGCCAAAGGCAGAGGAGAAGAAGCCGGAGCCAAAGGCAGAAGAAAAGCCAGCCGCAUCAAAGACUGUCAGUGCAAAGGAUGUUAAGACGCUUAGAGAGCGCUCGAAAGCAGGCAUUUUAG